This is a messenger RNA of Funneliformis caledonium, 308 nucleotides long. Lineage: Eukaryota; Fungi; Glomeromycota; Glomeromycetes; Glomerales; Glomeraceae. The record is from the annotation of a GenBank genome assembly.
CUUCUCCAUUGAUAUUUCAACAGCAUUUCGUUGAAGUAGAAGUGAUUCCAAUUCAUGUCAGUCUUGUGUUACUGAAUGUAGUUGCGAUGAUUGGAGAUGGUAUAUAUCAUUCACCAGAGUCAGCGGCUGCAGAAUUAGGCAACGCAUUUUAUUGUAAUAUAUGCGGCAGAUAUCCGCAAGUUUAUAAUAUAUUAGGUAUUCCAUUAGCCGGGAGUUUAUUUAUUCCAGGGGAAUUCUUUACAUUCUAUGACGACCGAGAUUGCAAUGCCUUAAGCGUUGUCUGUUCUAGUCUAUUAUUAAAUGGUGAA